CACAGGAAAAAUGAAGGUCCUUCUGCUUCUUGGACUUGUGGCCGUCGCCCUUGCUGAAAUAACAAGAUUCGAUGGAGGGAAAGUGUACCGUCUACAGCUGAAAACGGAGGAGCAGGUGUCCAUCGUAAAGGAGCUGGGAGACACCCUACAGCUCGACUUCUGGAACACCGAAAACGAGUUUUUGAGGGUCGACACGGACGUUGACGUCCGCGUGAAUGCGGAGCACGUCGACCUGUUCGGCACUGCGCUGGAGCAAGGCGAGAUUCAGCAUGAGGUUCUGAUAAACAACCUGCAGGCGGCGAUCGACAACCAGAUGGACAAGGACGUCUCCACCAAGUCUCACGCCUACGACAAGUACAACUCAUGGGACAAAAUCCAGGAAUGGGUCACCUCCGUCACAUCGGGGAACCCCAACCUCAUCAGCAGGGAGGUGAUCGGCAACACCUAUGAGGGGCGACCUAUGCACCUGCUCAAGAUCGGCAAGCAGUCCGGCUCUCCGAAGCCAGCGAUCUUCAUGGACUGCGGUAUCCAUGCACGGGAGUGGAUCACACCAGCCUUCUGCCAGUGGUUUGUCAAAGAGGCUGUGUCCACCUACGGAAGUGACCCUCAGAUGACCGACCUGCUGAACCAAAUGGAUAUCUUUGUCCUGCCUGUGUUCAACAUUGACGGUUAUGUGUACAGCUGGACAAAUAACAGAAUGUGGAGGAAGACGCGCUCCACGAACUCCGGCAGCUCCUGCCUCGGCACAGAUCCCAACAGGAACUUCGACGCCGGCUGGUGCACAAUCGGAGCCUCCAGUAACCCCUGCAGCGAAACCUACUGCGGCUCCAGACCCGAGUCAGAGGCGGAGGUCAAAGUUGUGGCUGACUUCAUCCGGAAGAACAAGCCUAUUAUCAAGGCCUAUCUGACCAUACACUCCUACUCCCAGCUCCUGCUCUUCCCUUACUCUUACACCACACAGCUGGCACCUGACCAUAAAGAGCUGCUCAGUGUCGCCGAGGGAGCUGCCGAUGCGCUGCGCUCGCUGUACGGCACCAAGUACACCAGCGGCCCUGGAGCCGUGACCAUCUACCCGGCUGCCGGAGGCUCUGACGACUGGGCCUACGACCUGGGGGUGAAGUACGCCUACACGUUCGAGCUGCGGGACACUGGGCGCUAUGGCUUCCUCUUGCCCGAGUCGCAGAUCAAGCCCACGUGCGAGGAGACCAUGCUUGCCGUCAAGUACAUCGCCGCCCAUGUGAUCAACAGCCUCUAG
Molecule: messenger RNA, 1255 nt
Organism: Scleropages formosus (Asian bonytongue)
Lineage: Eukaryota; Metazoa; Chordata; Actinopteri; Osteoglossiformes; Osteoglossidae
Gene: cpb1
Product: carboxypeptidase B1 (tissue)
Exons: 11
Coding region: 11-1255 (414 amino acids)
Biological process (GO): proteolysis
Molecular function (GO): metallocarboxypeptidase activity; zinc ion binding
Source: RefSeq, a predicted model, not a curated record